Caenorhabditis remanei is the source of this 381-nucleotide messenger RNA. RefSeq lists its product as uncharacterized. Bases 1 to 381 code for a protein of 126 amino acids. NCBI's taxonomy places the organism in Eukaryota, Metazoa, Nematoda, Chromadorea, Rhabditida, Rhabditidae. The record is from RefSeq and is a predicted model, not a curated record. The transcript has a single exon.
AUGUUCUCUCCUCUCACUAUUCUCAUCUCCCUGAUCUGCAUGAUCUCAUUAGGACACGCCGGACCGUAUGGCUACUACAAUCGUGGAUACAACAAUGGGUACGCUACUUAUCGUGGUAAUUAUGGUAAUUAUGGAAACUACAACAACUAUCCAUCCUCUUACAAUCGCGGCGGUUACUACCAAAACUACCAGUACCAAGGCUACCGUAGCCCGUACCAAUAUCAGGGAUACGGUAAUGGCUAUAACUACAACAACUACUACGCCCAACCAAGCUAUUCUAAUGGUAUCAACUACGACUCAUAUGGAAACUCAUUUAUCGGAACCAAGGAUAACGGGAUCUAUCUGUUCUGCAAUGGGAGAGGAUGCCCAGGUCGUGGUUAG